AUGCCGCCACGAGCCAAGAUUUCCANNGUUGUGUUGCUUCUUUCUCUGGCCGCUAUGGGUAGCAUAGUCUCCAUCGCACGGAUUCCUUUCAUCCGCGGAGGAAGAUAUCAACUCAGUACAACUGCAAAACUCCCUCGAGUAGUCAUUCUCGCAGCUAUAGAAGCAGGCAUUGGCAUCAUCGCACUUUCGCUGGCUACGCUGCGACCACUUGUCAAGACCUGGAUGGAUGCAUUGAGUAGCAAAGCUUCCUCAUCAUCUGAGGAUGUCGAGCGUCAGGUCGCCGCUGCUGCGCACCGAGGCGUGCCAGCUGUGGUUGUCGCUGGUCCUUCUGGAAACCAAGAAUGCGAGGUCAUUGACAUUGAGAUGGCGAGACCCAAAGACAGACGGACGGAUUCGCACUGGAACGAUCAAGUUAUUGCGACUAUCUCGAUGCCAUCGGAAAUUUCUGGAAGAUAUGGUGUUCUGGAUAGUGUUUAUUCUGCCGACAAGCAUGAGAGAUGA
Molecule: messenger RNA, 501 nt
Organism: Aureobasidium musti
Lineage: Eukaryota; Fungi; Ascomycota; Dothideomycetes; Dothideales; Saccotheciaceae
Source: the annotation of a GenBank genome assembly